Molecule: messenger RNA, 903 nt
Organism: Periconia digitata
Lineage: Eukaryota; Fungi; Ascomycota; Dothideomycetes; Pleosporales; Periconiaceae
Source: the annotation of a GenBank genome assembly
UCUUCACACUUCUAUCUAACACCAUACAUAAUGUCUUCCCAGGUUGUUCUAUACGAUCUCCCCAGCAAGCAAGGAACCGCUUGGUCUCUGAACCCAUGGAAAACCCGCAUGAUUUUGAACUACAAAGGCAUCGACUACAAGACCGAAUGGGUUGAAUAUCCCGAUCUCGCUCCCACAUUCAAGUCUUUCGGGCUCCCGCCCACCGACAAAAACGCACCUGGCUACUUUACCGACUACAGCAGUCCUGCAAUCAAAUAUGAGGACGAAAAAUACGAAAUGGACUCUUGGCCAAUUGCGCGAUCUUUGGAGACCCGCUACCCGGAGCCAUCCCUCCAACUCGACGACCCCAUCAAUGUCAAGAUUCGCGAUUACAUUGAGAAGUUGAUGGGCCCAAUUGUACCACAUGCAAUCCCCAAAGUGGUAUAUUUACUAAACGAGCGAUCUGCGACCUACUUCAAUGAGACUCGUGAGAAGAUAUUCGGUGCGCCGCUAUCGGAGAUUGAGAAGUCGGCCAACGAGGAGCACUGGGAACAGGCAAAAGCGCCCGCAAAAGCGGUCGGCGAUAUGCUGAGGGAGCACGAAGGUCCUUUCUUCUUGGGAGAGAAGGUAUCUUACGCCGAUUUCAUUUUCGUUUCCCUGCUGCAAAUGAUGAAGCGUAUCAACAAGGAGGGUUUGUUUGAUAGAUAUAUGGCUCUUGAUCCUGCAUUCCCCAAGAUUUUCGACGCAUGCAAGCCAUGGCUGGAGAAGGAGACUUAGGAAGAUAUAUAUACCCUAGAAAAUAAAAUAUGGGGUUGGGGAAUGGAUGCCAUACCACAGUGGCGCGUGUAUUUGCAAUCAAAUGAAAAGUACACCGUAGAUCUACCAAGCCAUUCCAUCUUUUAUAAUACCAAGUGUUCGUGCCGC